Molecule: messenger RNA, 621 nt
Organism: Lacerta agilis (Sand lizard)
Lineage: Eukaryota; Metazoa; Chordata; Lepidosauria; Squamata; Lacertidae
Product: cuticle protein 64-like
Exons: 1
Coding region: 1-510 (169 amino acids)
Cellular component (GO): intermediate filament
Molecular function (GO): structural constituent of cytoskeleton
Source: RefSeq, a predicted model, not a curated record
AUGGUUUGCUGGGGCCCAUCCUGUGCCGUCCCAUCCUGGGCUUCCACCCCCACUGUUGGAUUUGGAUCUGCAGGAGGUCUUGGCUAUGGUGGUCUCGGCUAUGGAUUGGGAGGUCUCGGCUAUGGAUUUGGAGGAUUCGGCCAUGGAUAUGGUGGUCUCAGCUAUGGAUAUGGAGGUGCUGAAAGAGCAGCCAACCUUGGAGUCCUGUCAGGAGUUGUCCCAUCAUGCAUCAACCAGAUCCCACCAGCAGAGGUCGUGAUCCAGCCACCUGCCUGUGUCGUAACCAUCCCAGGGCCCAUCCUCUCUGCCAGCUGUGAGCCUGUGGCUGUUGGAGGCAACACUCCAUGUGCCGUUGGUGGCUCCGGGAUCGUAGGAGGCUAUGGCUAUGGUGGGUGGGGCUAUGGGUCUGGCCUCCUUGGAAGCUCUGGGGGCUGGGGCUAUGGUUUGGGCUACGGGAAGGGAGCACUCCUUGGAAGAAGGUUUGGGCGUCGUGGUAGCAUCUGUUCAUAGGGCAAUUACACCUGAGAAGCAUAUUAUGAACUGAUAAUCAGAGAGCUUGAUACAGAUCCAUUGGGUGUGGUUCAAAAGAGCUAAAUCCAAGGAAUAACUGCUGAAGUUGAA